AUGAGUUGUUGCUUCCCAUUUCCCCAGGGAACAUGCUGAGAUGCAUGUUCCUGAGGCUAAAUCUUUUCACACAUCCACAGUCCUUUUAUUAUAAAUUCUAAGCUGCAAAUGCUGGGUCUAAUGUUAAAUAUAUUUUAAAGGCUUUUUUAUACAUAUCGUCAACUGUCCUUUGGGCAGGUUAAUUCCCAUUUGCAGCUCUGUCUGCAAUAUAAGGACGUGCUCCACUCACCCCCCACUAAGGUAUUAAAAUACAAACCCUACCAAUUUGGGGUCGCAGGUACCUUUUAAAAGGAAUUGCAUUAAAGAUCCCUUAAUUCCACCAUUCGCUAUCUACCAUGGAGAGACAGCCCUUUUGCACGAGGAGGCACAUAUGUAAUUCACUGCGGCACUGUUUGUAAUACUAAAAAGUAAAGAUGUUCCCUAAUUUUCGGAACGUCUGCAGUGUCAAGCGAAAGGCAUGACCGUGUGCGUUAACGCAGACCACGAUAAACGAAGGUCUUCACCUGGGGGCGCAGCUCCUUAUGCGGUUUCUGCUUCUCCAUCCCAUCCUUUUCCGACGGGCUCGGCUUUGCGCAGGGCCGGGAUUCUGCGGAAAGCAGUCGUUCUAGACAAAGGGCAGAGAGCCGGGUUCGUGUCCUGGCCAGGCCCUGAGUGGGCAACCAACGCCAGCCAAGAUGACGGCCUUCCCCAAACUCAGUGUCGGCAGCAGCCUUUCCACCGCCAGCCAGCCACCCAUCCUGGAGAGCUUUCCUCCAAGGCUUGCCGGGAAGCCGGACUCUUCGUGGUCAGGCCUCUGGGCGCCAGGACAUGUUUCCGGGGACCACUCUCAGCAGCGCACCAGCCGGAAGCGUCCUUGUUGUGGCGGAAGGAGAGGCUCUCUGGAAGCAGCCGGUGGUGAAAGGAGCGUGGCAGACAAAGAUGAUUCAGGCGAUUCUGGUUUUCAAUAACCACGGGAAGCCGCGGCUGGUCCGAUUCUACCAGCGUUUCCCAGAAGAAAUUCAGCAGCAGAUUGUUCGAGAGACCUUUCAUUUAGUUCUCAAACGGGAUGACAACAUCUGUAACUUCUUGGAGGGUGGAAGUUUGAUUGGUGGCUCUGACUACAAACUGAUUUAUCGGCAUUAUGCUACCCUCUACUUUGUAUUUUGUGUGGAUUCCUCAGAGAGUGAACUUGGGAUCUUGGACCUUAUCCAGGUUUUCGUGGAGACUCUGGACAAGUGUUUCGAAAAUGUUUGUGAAUUGGAUUUGAUCUUCCAUAUGGAUAAGGUACACUACAUCCUUCAGGAGGUGGUGAUGGGUGGGAUGGUCCUGGAAACAAACAUGAAUGAGAUCGUGGCUCAGAUUGAAGCCCAGAACAGGCUGGAGAAGUCCGAGGGUGGCCUUUCAGCUGCACCCGCCCGAGCGGUGUCCGCUGUGAAGAACAUCAACCUGCCAGAGAUGCCCCGGAACAUCAACAUCGGCGAUCUCAACAUCAAGGUCCCCAACCUGUCCCAGUUUGUCUGAGAAUGGAGGACAGCUGAACUGAGUCCUUGGAGCAGGCAGAGCCGAGCCAGCCCUGCAGCACAACCCGCUCUGCACCCUCAAGGAGUCCAGCCUCGGGCCCUGGCCCCUGCUGUCCUGGAACAGGAAAGAGUCCUGUGUCCACUGCCAGCCUGUGCUCCCUUCUCACACGUGUGGCCUUGCCCAUCUCUCGGACACACAGCCACUGCGGGUGUGAGGGACCCUGGCUUCCUCAGUGGGGGUCAGGUGCCCAAGUCACAUGCCCCCUUUCCCUCCCGUGUACAGCCACUCCAGGGGAUUGGGGACUGUAGUGAGAGCCCCCUCCCCACCCCCGAUCCCAGAACCCCACCACGAGGAUGUGUGCUGACUCGAGGCUUCAACCUUGAGUUGAACGCUCCCUGAGAUCCUGCAGCAUUGACUAUGAUGGUGAGGUGCCAUAGCUGGGAACGGAUUGACCCUCUAGAUCUGGGAACGUGGUGCAUUGCAAACAAGGACAGGAGUUUAAGGUGAUCCAGAGUGGCCUGCUGGCUCUCCUGGGGUUGGCACUUCCAGAAUCCUUUGGCACAGUCCAGCCUUGUUACCCUCACCUACAUUCUCCACAGCCACAGUCCCAGCUCUGCUUGCCCAGCUGUGUGUGUGUACAGGACACAGUCCAAAUUGUAAGCCUGUUUGCUUGCCUGCCUGCACAUUUCUGCCCAUAGGGAGGGUACUCCCCACAGCCAGAGCAAUCCCCGUCAAAGAGCUAGGGCCCCAUGUCUGUGGAAGGCAAAGCUGACAACACGUGGAACAUCUCAGAAUUGUGACUGUUCCAGGUUUAAAAUACACUCUCCUCCCGAGGAGCAGAUGGAUCAGUUGCCGUGUUCUGAAUGAUGGAUGUUCUCUGUACAGGAAACCCACUUCAGUCUACACCAGCUAGUGGAGCAUGAGCGCCUGGGCUGGGGCCCCCUGUUUUGGACCUAGGGACACAGGCAGCAUGCUGGCUGAGACCUGGGACAGUGCAGCAUCUUUUCCCCACGUUCACAGGGUCCCUCCCUGAGCUCGCUGUGGAAACCUGUAAAUGUUUUCCAUGUGGUGAGGGUCUUUGUUCCUGUGGUUAUCUUAGAGCUGGAGCUGCUCCUGGGAGCAGUGCCUCUUAGCCCCGCACUGCCUCUGGGCCAGGGCUCAGGUGCGUUGUUGAGCUGCCUGAGGUUAGGGAGCUUGCUGUACCACGCUGUUAAGUCUCCCAGCCUGGGGACUUCUUGUGCCUUCUGGCUGGUGGCCCAGACUGUUUCCUCAGGCCUCCUGAUGUCGCAAAGCCUGUCUGAGAUGUGCCCAACGAGACCAUGUGUCAGGUCACGUCUUCUCCUGCUUUGAACAGUGCUUCCUGUGGUGGGUGUCCUUUAUUCCCUGUAGCCUCUUAACUUCAGUCUUUCGGAACCUCUCCGAUAACCUCAGAGAUGGGCAGUGUUGCUCAAAAGGUAGAUGCUCUUAUGUGGGAAGAGAGAAAUGUAGGUAAAUAUAUCUAUCCAAGGUCAAA
Molecule: messenger RNA, 3013 nt
Organism: Odocoileus virginianus texanus
Lineage: Eukaryota; Metazoa; Chordata; Mammalia; Artiodactyla; Cervidae
Gene: AP3S2
Product: adaptor related protein complex 3 subunit sigma 2
Biological process (GO): Golgi to vacuole transport; intracellular protein transport
Cellular component (GO): intracellular membrane-bounded organelle; membrane coat; AP-3 adaptor complex
Source: RefSeq, a predicted model, not a curated record